AUGGACGACGACAUCAUACCGCACCAGGAACAGCGCGAUAUUGCGCGUACUGCUAACUAUCUGGCCGAAACCUGGCGCAAGAAGAAGCUUCCAGUGUACACCGGUGAGAACGAGGGCGAUGGUGGUAUCAGUUUCUCCAAUAUGAGGAGAAAAUGGGAGGCGUUCUGUUUACAAGAAUGGGUUCCGCAUGAGUCACCAGCAGCGGUACGGGCGUUCAUCGCGGCCUGUAUCGAUGAAGAACUGGUCACCUACAUCCAGGACGAGCAGAGCAACCAUCUCACCAUAGCUCCCAAUCGCCGAAGUUAUUAUAAAGAGUUUUAUCAUUAUGCUCUCAGAUAUCUAGGCACCAAUCACCAAGACAAGUCGGUAGUGACGAGCCUCAUCCAGCAGAUCCUCACGGAGAAGCAAGGAGGCAAGAAGCUCAGUGACUUCCUCCGUAUCACCAACGAGCGCUUGCGAGAGCUGGAAUACUGUUCUGUCGACCACCACUCACAGCUACAUCCGGUACACAUCGCCUUUGCUCUGCAAGCAUGCCUUGGUGACCCUUUCACGGGGUGGUGGUACGACGCAUGCAAGGAGCUGGGUGGUUCCGACCAGGUUACUACAUAUGAGGAUAUUCGCACGGUUAUGCGCAGUCUACAAAAGAAGGCCCAUGCACUGAAACAACGACGUUCGUAUGGCUACAACGGUGAUGGUCACUAUGUUGGUCAUUCGCCUCAAGGUCAAGUCUUCUAUGCCGACAACAACAACAGUCGUCAUGUUCCACUACUACCACAAACUACAUCAGAGCCGUCGAAUCAGCCUCAGUCUGGUCAGCAGCAAAUCUUCCCUAGGUCUGACGAUCGAGCAAAAGCUCCGGUGAAAACCGCACAAGACCAACAUGGACAAGAACAGAAGAAGAACCUAUCUGUCUGA
This is a messenger RNA of Perkinsus marinus ATCC 50983, 915 nucleotides long. RefSeq lists its product as hypothetical. The coding region runs from base 1 to 915 and encodes 304 amino acids. Lineage: Eukaryota; Perkinsozoa; Perkinsida; Perkinsidae. The transcript has a single exon. The record is from RefSeq and is a predicted model, not a curated record.